This is a messenger RNA of Styela clava, 2220 nucleotides long. RefSeq lists its product as uncharacterized. Lineage: Eukaryota; Metazoa; Chordata; Ascidiacea; Stolidobranchia; Styelidae. Gene Ontology annotation, molecular function: serine-type endopeptidase activity. Gene Ontology annotation, biological process: proteolysis. The record is from RefSeq and is a predicted model, not a curated record.
GCGCACAAUUAAGAAGAACUUGUUGGUAGAAUGCAUUUGACAUGGGUCCUAAACCAAUCACCAAAGGAGAAACCUCCUCUAAUAGAAAAGGUCAAGCUCCAGCAGCCGAUAAGAAGAUUGGUUUCGUGUUGUUUGCAUUGGAUGUUUUUAUUUUAAUUGGAGCCAUCUUCCUUUUUGUAAUGAAGCCUGCAUGCUCGCAAAUGGAUGGCAUGUAUGAUUAUGAUUACGCAAAUGACUACAAUCUCUCCGAAUUGAACCAUGACGUCCAGUUUCAUGGCCACGAUACACCGAUUUUCAAUCAAUUUCAAUCAUCGUCGUAUGGAAGUUCCUAUUAUGGCUCCUCGUCAACAUCCGGGUCGAAUUAUGGUUCGACCUAUGAUUCUGGAUCAAAUCCGUAUGGUUCUACAUACGGCACCGGAUCUUCUUCUCAGAAUUAUUAUGACUAUGGAGCAGGGACAUCUUCUUAUGGCUCAACAUAUGACUCAUCCUACGUCUCGUCAUCCUUAGGUUCUUCUUAUGGUUCGGCAUAUGGCUAUGACUCAACAUACGGUUCACCUUAUGGAUCCACAUCUGGAAUUGGAUCAUCGCCGUACGGUUCGCCUUAUGGAUCCACAUCAGGUAUUGGAUCUUCUCCUUACGGUUCGCCUUAUGGAUCCACACCUAGCACUGGAUCAUCGCCGUACGGUUCGCCCUAUGGAUACACAUCUAGCACUGGAUCAUCGCCGUACGGUUCACCCUAUGGAUACACAUCUAGCACUGGGUCAUCGCCGUACGGUUCGCCUUAUGGGUCUACAUAUGGCACUGUACCAUCGCCGUACGGUUCGCCCUAUGGGUCAACAUAUGACACUGGAUCUUCACCGUACGGUUCAUCUUAUGGAUCUACAUAUGGGACUGACUUAUCAUCGUAUGGUUAUCCUUAUGGAUCAACAUCACCUUAUGGUUUGGCAUCACCUUAUGGUUCAACAUCACCUUAUGGAUCUUCGCCGUAUGGAUCCUCUUAUAGUACCGGCUCUUACUAUGGCACAGGAUCUUCGUAUGGUACUGGAUAUGAUUCAAGUUCAAUCUACGGAACUGGGACAUCUGCAUACGGAACUGGAUACGGGUCUCCAUAUGGGACAAGUCCUUCAAAUGUAUACGGGACGGGAUACGGUUAUGGGACGACUCCAGGCAUUGGUCCAAGCCUUGGUGUAUCGACAGGAUCUGGAGGAAUAGGUGGAAGUGACGGCGUUUCUACCGCAGGCGAAGAUUAUGCAUAUGGAGAUAUUAUCAAGCUUAUUCCAGAAGAUAAACUUGCCAAUACAAACUUCGAAUGCGGAGUGUCAGAAGUCAAACCAAACUUAAAAACUGGAAGAAUUGUAGGUGGAUCGGUCGCAGUACAGGACAGCUGGCCGUGGGUAGUUUCUGUAGCACAGUAUACAUCGAGAGGUGGUUCUACACACAAAUGCGGAGGUACGAUUGUUUCACCCAGACACGUCAUAUCGGCUAUACAUUGCUUCGAACCAAAAAUAAAAGCAGAAGAUAAGAUUAAAUUGAAGAAAGAUUAUACAAAAGAAACCAGAUUAUAUAUUGGCAAAUAUGACUUAGAUACGCCAGGAGAAAUGUACAUGGUUGCAAAAAUACGAGCACAUCCCAAAGGAGUUAUGUUCCCAAUAACAAUAUACGACUUGGUGCUUAUAACAACAGCAAAAGAAAUAACAUUUUCACAAAAAGCUCAGCCAGCGUGUCUUCCACCAUUGAAUAAAGAAUUGAGUAGCGACACGUGGUGCUGGGCAUAUGGCUGGGGAGCGACUGAAAAUACAGGUGGCGAUUGCUGUUUGAAACAAGUCAAGCUUCAAGUGGGGAGCGAACAAGAAUGUGUAAAAGAAUGGAGUCCUAUUUCUUCUAUGGACCACAAUUAUAAAAAAGAAGUUAUUGUUUGUGCAGGAAAAGAAAAAGGACAAGAUACAUGUCAGGGUGAUAGUGGAGGACCUUUCACUUGUCAGGAAAAUGGAAAGACAGUGCUAUACGGCGCAACGAGUUAUGGGGGUGCAUGUGGAUCAGGAAAAUUAGCCGCCUAUGCUUCAGUUUCUUUCAACUUAGAAUGGUUUUGCUGUUUUAUGGCUGAUAUUCCGGGCUGUAAAGGCAUUAGCUGCAAUCCCAAGGGACAGUAAAAUUGGACAGUAUGAUGUAGUAUAUAAUAUAUGUUACUUGAAAGAAUAAACUUUUGUUCAUUUUAUUUUA